Messenger RNA from Penicillium longicatenatum, 813 nucleotides. Its product is annotated as enoyl-CoA hydratase/isomerase family protein. Gene Ontology annotation, biological process: fatty acid beta-oxidation. Gene Ontology annotation, cellular component: peroxisome. Lineage: Eukaryota; Fungi; Ascomycota; Eurotiomycetes; Eurotiales; Aspergillaceae. Gene Ontology annotation, molecular function: enoyl-CoA hydratase activity; delta(3)-delta(2)-enoyl-CoA isomerase activity. Bases 1 to 813 code for a protein of 270 amino acids. The record is from RefSeq and is a predicted model, not a curated record. The transcript has 2 exons.
AUGACCACUUUAUUCACAGUUCCCAUCACCUCCACUGGUGGCUCCAUCGUGUGCACUAAUCCCUCGCAAGACCGACAGAAUGUCUACCUAUUGACAUUUACCUCGCCGAAGGAUAACCGGUUGACUCCCACAUUCAUCGAUGCAUUCAUAUUGGCACUUGAUAUCAUCGAGCAUCGCUAUCCAAAGGGGGUGGUGAUUACGACAAGUGGUAUCGCCAAGUUCUACAGCAAUGGACUUGAUCUGGAGCUUGCCAUGUCCACGGAGGGAUUCGUCGAGAAAUGGUUAUGGCGUCUGUUCCGACGACUCUUAACGUACCCCAUGCCAACAGUGUGUCUACUCAAUGGACACGCAUUUGCAGGUGGCUUCAUGCUGGCCAUGUACCACGACUAUCGUAUUCAAAAUCCUGAGAAAGGGUUCUUGUGCGUAAAUGAGUUGGAGUUUGGUGUGCCGCUUCAAACGCCUAUGAUGUCGAUAUUUCGCGAAAAGCUGAGCCCGACGACAUUCCGGAAUGUGGUACUGGAGGCCCGUCGCUUUGGAGGGAGAGAUUCCUUGCAGGCUGGCAUUGUGGAUGGGACGGGCUCAUUACAUGAGGUUCUCGAGCUUAUUCGCGAUCGCAAACUUCUCAAUAAGGCUGCGACUGGUAUCUAUGGUACCAUGAAAGAGGAGAUGUAUUCGCGGGUAUUGAAUGGUCUUGAUGAUCAUGCUGGAAAUCUAGCGUGGCGGGAGAAGGUGGAGCAGAAGAAGGAUGCUGUGCAAGAGAGAGGUCUGCAGGCUGUGGCGGAAUGGGAGAAGAAGAGCAAGGCUAAGCUUUGA